This is a messenger RNA of Micropterus salmoides (largemouth bass), 540 nucleotides long. RefSeq names its product mas-related G-protein coupled receptor member A7-like. Gene Ontology annotation, molecular function: G protein-coupled receptor activity. Gene Ontology annotation, biological process: phospholipase C-activating G protein-coupled receptor signaling pathway; positive regulation of Rho protein signal transduction. Lineage: Eukaryota; Metazoa; Chordata; Actinopteri; Centrarchiformes; Centrarchidae. The record is from RefSeq and is a predicted model, not a curated record. Gene Ontology annotation, cellular component: membrane.
AUGGUCUGCGUCGCCCUGGAAAGGUAUCUAUCUGUCUAUCCAGUAUUCAUCGCCCACCCACUGUGGUACCGCUGCAGACGAACCAUCAAGACCUCUGUGGUGCUCUGUGUCCUGGUCUGGGUCCUUUCUCCUGUCUGUGCCAUCGUAUUAGAUUUCGGUAAUUAUCUGGCCACAUACAUAAUCUUCGCCAUCCUCUUCCUCCUUCCCUUCCCACUGUUAAUAUUCUUCCUGGUUGGGACCCUCAAAGCCCUGUCUGCUUCCAUCUCGGUCCCCUCUGAUGAAAAUCGACGAAUUGUGGGAAUUUUGGUUCUGGUGCUGCUUAUUUACACUCUGCUGUUCCUGCCCACCAUCAUUUGGUUCUUGAAAGUAUACACUGACAAUAACCGAUUGGUAGACUCCAGACUCAACCUUCUGUAUCUUACAAUUGUUAGAUUCAGUCCUCUUGCAGACUUGUUCCUGUAUGUGUUCAUGAGGAAAGGGUUCAUAGACAAGCUUUUGGCCUCUGUGUGUUGUGCAAUGGACAGCAAUGAUAUCAGCAGG